Emericellopsis atlantica is the source of this 2301-nucleotide messenger RNA. RefSeq names its product glycosyl hydrolase. NCBI's taxonomy places the organism in Eukaryota, Fungi, Ascomycota, Sordariomycetes, Hypocreales, Bionectriaceae. The transcript has a single exon. The coding region runs from base 1 to 2301 and encodes 766 amino acids. The record is from RefSeq and is a predicted model, not a curated record. Gene Ontology annotation, molecular function: hydrolase activity, hydrolyzing O-glycosyl compounds. Gene Ontology annotation, biological process: carbohydrate metabolic process.
AUGAGAACCUCUCCCAUCACGCCAGCCGCCACUCUGCUCGGCCUCCUGGGCCUGGCGGUAGGCGCUCCUACGUCGAGCAUUGCGUCGUCCCUCAAGGCAAUCAACAUCCACAAGGCGGACGACAUUCGAGGCAGUGUCACUCUGCCCUCGAGCGUCGAUGGACAUGACAUUGAGUGGUCUUCAUCGGACGCGGACAUCAUCUCACACUCGGGCGUUGUUAAGCGUCCAUCAUCCCAGGCCCAGGUCAACCUGACGGCGUCUGUCACCUCGAAUGGCGAGACCAUAAAGCACACCAUCACCACCACGGUACAACCGGCAGUGCAGCUGGACCCCUUCGAGGGCUAUGCCUUCGCCUACUUUGUCGGCAACACGCUCGCAGGCGAGAACAUUUUCUUCGCCGCCAGUAACGGCAACGACGCUUUGUCGUGGGCCGAGCUCAACAACGGCCAACCAGUGCUCACCUCAUCCAAGGGCACAGGCGGUCUCCGCGAUCCGUUCAUCAUCAGGUCCCCUGAAGGUGACACAUUCUACCUCAUUGCCACAGACCUUUCCAUCGGAAGUGGCACCUCGUGGGGUGAUGCCGUCAGGAAAGGCAGCCUCUAUCUCGAGGUGUGGGAGUCCAACGACCUCAUCAACUGGUCGGAGCAGCGCCAUGUCAAGGUGGCCCCCGACAACGCAGGCAACACCUGGGCGCCUGAAGCGUACUUUGACGACAGCAUCGGCGAGUAUAUUGUCUUCUGGGCCUCGUCGCUCUACGACAACGAGAACGACCCCGACCAUACCGGCACCAGCUACCAUCGCAUGCUGUACGCCACCACCCGCGACUUCAUCACCUUUGGCGAGCCGGUCAUCUGGCAGGACAAUGGCAUGUCCAGGAUCGACUCGACCGUCCUCAAAGCUUCUGACACGUACUACCGCUUCACCAAGGAUGAGGGCGCGAGCGGCACCGGAUGCUCUGAUAUCAUCCAGGAAAGCUCAACCAACCUGCGUGGCACACUCGACUCCUGGACCGUCAUUGCCACCUGCAUCGGUCGUGACGCUGGCACCCAGGCUGUGGAGGGACCGACUGCCUUCAAUUCGAACCCCGGUGAUGUGCACGGUGACAAGUACUAUCUCUUUGUAGACGAAUAUGUCAACCGUGGGUACAUCCCCCUGGAGACCGCCGACAUUGCCAACCCCGACUGGCAGGUCUCUGCCGACUACAGCCUGCCACCAAGUCCUCGUCACGGCACCGUGCUGCCAGUCACGGCCGCUGAGCUUGAGGCCCUCCACUCGGGCGCUCAACAGCCAGCGAAGCGCUCCCCUCUCGCGACAGCCAAGCGACAGAGCGAGGACCUCGCUCUGCUCCCUGGCUACUACGCAGACCCCAACAUUGCCACCUUCCCCAAUGACUGCAACUACUACAUCUACGCCACGACAGACGGCACGCCUGGCUGGGGCGGCUUCGAGUUCUACGUCUGGAAGUCCACCGACCUCGUCGACUGGGUCCGCUCCGAUCAGCCCUUCCUCACCCUCGGCGGCGAGAACGGCAACGUCCCCUGGGCCACCGGCAACGCGUGGGCGCCGACCAUUGCGGAGAAGGACGGCAAGUUCUACUUCUACUUCAGCGGCAACAAUCCCGAGUACAACGCCAAGACCAUGGGCGUGGCCGUCGGUGACUCGCCCGAGGGUCCCUUUGUUGCGCAGCCCGAGCCCAUUGUCACCGGCACCGAGGCGGUCGCGACGAGUGGCGGCUCCAUCGACCCCUGCGUCUUCCGGGAUCCCGUCUCCGGCACGUACUACCUCUACUGGGGCAACGGGACGCCCGUGUACGCGCAGCUCAACGACGACAUGGUCAGCGUCGACUGGUCGACCGCCGCCGAGCAGCAGGGUCUGACGGACUACCGCGAGGGCAGCUUUGUCAACUACCGCGACGGUUUGUACCACAUGACCUACUCGAUUGACGACACGCGCUCCGAGAACUACCGCGUCGGGUAUGCCACAGCCCCUAGCCCUGAUGGUCCCUGGACGUACCACGGCGUCCUCCUCGAGAAGGAUGUUGAGAAGGGCAUCCUGGGUACCGGACACGACUCUGUCCUCAACGUCCCCGGGACUGACGACUGGUACAUUGUGUACCACCGCUUCAAGAUCCCCGACGGCAACGGCACGAACAGGGAGGUCACCAUUGACAGGUUGAACAUUGAUGAGGAGACGGGGCUGUUUGAGAAGGUCGUCCCGACGAUUGGCGGCGUGGAUGCGGAAACCAUCCCUGGGUGUGACGGGAAAUGCAAGCGGAGCCUGGUGAAGGAGUGGAUGGCGUAG